GCCACUCGGCGGAUAGGGAGUGGGGACCUAAUGUCCAACGAUCUCUGACCAACCGUCGCUCGAUGUGCAGGCGCGCGCGCCAAUGAGCUCUCAGCUCUCCACCCUUCCUCUCUGAGGAAUGGAGAAAUGAGGGGAGGGAGGACAGUGAGUGGAGUCUCUUAUUAGUCCUCCCCUCGUAUGCCCCCCCAACCCCCGUCCCGCCGCCUGGGCUAGGUUCCCAUCUCACUGUUGUUGGGUAGGGAGGGGAGCCGGAGCGAGGGGGGAGCUACAGGGACUGUAUUUUGGGGAGGCGGGAUUUUAAUGUUGCUUUUAUUUUUUGUUUGUUUAAUGUUAUGGUUAACCCCCAAAUACGUCUCUGAACAAUAAAAUCCUGCCAGACACGGUGACCCCCCUCAUCCACACGCACACCCCAGGCGGGAGGCAGAGAGAGGGGUGGGGGGUGGCGAGCCCGUGAGAAAAUGGAGGGAACCUCCGGCUCUGCAGAGGAAGGGGAGCUGCCCCUCCUCACCGUCAAGCACGAGCUGAAGAACGCAAAUUUCACAGGUCAUGCAGAGAAGGUGGGCAUUGAAAACUUCGAACUCUUGAAAGUUCUUGGAACAGGAGACAAGGAAAGGAGUCGAAGCAGAGUGGAUUGGUGUUGGAGUAGAGAGCAGUUUGGAGGAGUUGAAGCAGAGUGGAUUGACGUUGGAGCAGAGAGCAGUUUGGAGGGAAGCAGAGGAGAGUUUGGAGAAGUGCUGCUGUGGGCUAAGAAGACCAAGACCCUAGCUUAUGGAAAAGUAUUUCUAGUGCGGAAAAUAAGUGGCCAUGAUAAUGGAAAGCUGUAUGCCAUGAAAGUAUUGAAAAAAGCAACAAUAAUUCAAAAAGCCAAAACAACAGAGCAUACAAGGACGGAACGACAAGUACUGGAACAUAUUAGGCAAUCACCAUUUUUGGUCACAUUGCACUAUGCUUUCCAGACAGACACAAAACUUCAUCUCAUUUUAGACUAUAUAAAUGGAGGAGAACUUUUUACUCACCUUUCUCAAAGAGAGAGAUUUACAGAAAAUGAGGUACAGAUAUACAUUGGAGAAAUUGUACUGGCUCUUGAACACCUGCACAAGUUGGGCAUUAUAUAUCGAGAUAUAAAACUUGAGAAUAUUCUACUUGAUUCUAAUGGCCAUGUUGUGCUGACAGACUUUGGUCUGAGUAAGGAGUUUCUUACAGAUGAAAAUGAGAGAGCAUAUUCCUUUUGCGGAACUAUAGAAUACAUGGCUCCAGAUAUUGUCAGAGGAGGAGACACAGGACAUGACAAGGCUGUUGAUUGGUGGAGUCUUGGUGUUCUUAUGUAUGAGUUAUUAACUGGAGCAUCGCCUUUUACAGUUGAUGGAGAAAAAAAUUCCCAAGCUGAGAUUUCUAGGAGAAUAUUAAAAAGUGAACCUCCAUAUCCCCAAGAAAUGAGUGCUUUAGCUAAAGAUGUAAUUCAGCGUCUUUUGGUGAAAGAUCCCAAGAAAAGGCUGGGCUGUGGUCCAGGUGGUGCUGGUGAAAUCAGACAACAUCCCUUCUUCCAGAAAAUAAACUGGGAUGAUUUAGCUGCCAAAAAAAUACCAGCUCCGUUUAAACCUGUAAUCCGGGAUGAGUUGGAUGUUAGUAACUUUGCAGAGGAGUUUACGGAAAUGGAUCCCACAUACUCUCCUGCAGCCACACCACAGACUUCAGAGAGAAUAUUUCAGGGAUAUUCUUUUGUUGCUCCUUCUAUCUUGUUCAAGCGCAAUGCAGCCACAGUAGAUCCUGUUCAAUUUCAUAUGGGAGUUGAAAGACCUGGAGUUACAACUAUUGCCAGAAGUGCUAUGAUGAAGGACUCUCCAUUUUAUCAUCACUAUGAACUGGAUCUGAAAGAGAAACCACUGGGAGAAGGAAGUUUUUCCAUCUGUCGGAAGUGUUUACACAAGAAAACUAGCCAAGAAUAUGCAGUAAAAAUAAUUAGCAAAAGAAUGGAAGCCAACACCCAGAAGGAAAUAACGGCUUUGAAACUCUGUGAAGGACACCCCAAUGUAGUGAAGUUGCAUGAAGUUUAUCAUGAUCAGCUUCACACAUUUCUAGUAAUGGAACUGCUGAAGGGAGGAGAAUUGCUUGAACGCAUUCAGAAAAAGAAACACUUCAGUGAGACAGAAGCCAGUUAUAUCAUGCGCAAACUUGUUUCAGCUGUGAGCCACAUGCAUGAUGUAGGAGUAGUCCAUAGAGAUCUGAAACCUGAGAAUUUAUUGUUCACAGAUGAAAAUGAUAAUUCAGAAAUAAAAAUAAUUGAUUUUGGCUUUGCUCGGUUAAAACCACCUGAUAAUCAGCCUCUUAAGACUCCAUGUUUUACUCUUCAUUAUGCUGCUCCAGAGCUCUUGAAUCACAAUGGUUAUGAUGAAUCCUGUGAUCUCUGGAGUUUGGGGGUCAUUUUGUAUACAAUGCUGUCAGGACAGGUACCCUUCCAGUCUCAAGACAAAGGUUUAACAUGCACCAGUGCAUUGGAAAUUAUGAAGAAAAUUAAAAAGGGAGAAUUCUCCUUUGAAAGAGAAGCCUGGAAGAAUGUAUCUCAAGAAGCCAAAGAUUUGAUACAAGGACUUCUUACAGUGGAUCCAAAUAAAAGAAUUAAAAUGUCCAGCUUGAGAUACAGUGAAUGGCUUCAAGAUGGGAGCCAGCUGUCAUCCAAUCCUCUAAUGACUCCUGAUAACUUAGGCUCUUCAGGAGCUGCUGUACAUACAUACGUCAAAGCAACCUUUCAUGCCUUUAACAAGUACAAAAGAGAAGGAUUUUGCCUCCAGAAUGUUGACAAGGCACCUCUUGCUAAAAGAAGGAAGAUGAAAAAGACUAGUACAAGCACAGAGACACGUAGCAGUUCCAGUGAAAGUUCACAUUCUUCCUCCUCUCAUUCUCAUGGUAAAACUACACCAACAAAAACCCUGCAGCCAACAAAUCCUGCAGACAGCAAUAACCCAGAAACCAUCUUCCAGUUCUCUGACUGAAAAUCAGAGAAAUAUCCUCUCUUGAACAAUUAAGAGGUGAUAUGCCUGGUAAUAGCUGUUCCUCCUUGGAACAGAGGGAUUACCGGGAUAUAUAUGUUCAUUGCUUUGAACAACUUGUUUCAGUUCUGCCUUUUUAGCUUUUUGUUUCAAGACAUUUGGUUUUAGUCCUAGUUCAGAAUCACUGGAUGUGGUAUAAUAUUGUGAAUACAACCAACAUUGAACUCGCUUAGGGCUGGAUUGGUGUGCAGUCUAGUCCUGAGUAAAGGGUAAUUACAUUGUUGUUCUAUCCCUGGAGGAAGAGUGUGACUGAGAGGCAUAAUCUACUUUCAGUUUCCCCACUGCUCCAGGGAGGGAAUAUACUGUAAAAGGCAAUAUGUACUCCCUGAAACGCUUUGCCACGAGGCAUGUUGUGGGGAGCAGAGUCAAGACUUCUCCUGCCCAACUGCAUAAGGAGGGUCAUAGCAGCUCUGGUUCCCUCUGCACACAAGUAAUGGCGGUACAGUGCACUAAAGCAAGAGGCCAUCUUACGUCACUUCUAACUCCCUUGUGUUGGUGCAUAGGAUGGGCCGGAAUCUGGACCUUGUUUUGGAAUUUAAGAACAGAACUGAACAUAAAAGGAGUACCAUUAUGCUGUUUUACAAAUGUAAUCCUUAAAUUUGGUUUUAUGCUACUCAGAAUAUAACAGUCUUAGAUCCCUUUGCAUCGAGAUAAUAUAUGGCUGGCAAGAUGAGAUUGCUUUGCACUGUAAUGCUAUUGUUUAUUUGUAUUUCUAGAAAAUAUAAAUUUUUAAAAAACUUUUCAAACUCCAGAACCCAAUGAUAUACCAGAGAAAGGAGUUGAAAUUUAGUACUGAACACUUUUUAAAAAAUGGUCAUGUGUUCAAAUGUCUAUUUCAAGGAACAGCUAUAAUGUAUUUGUUUAUCUUUUAUAUUUAUAGGAUAACUUUAAGAUACAAAGAUUAAUGUUUUUUCUAAAAGAUGCAGAAACUCCAAAUUCCAUCUUUGUUAUCAUGAGAUCCAUACUAAAUGCAUGCCAACCUAUGUUUUUAAUUUUGCAUUGCACAAACAUGGCAGUUAUCGUAGAAUAUCGUAAAAUAUUCAAUUAUAUUUCUCUUGUUUGCGCUUUAUAAAACAUCUGAAUG
Molecule: messenger RNA, 4131 nt
Organism: Caretta caretta (loggerhead turtle)
Lineage: Eukaryota; Metazoa; Chordata; Testudines; Cheloniidae
Source: RefSeq, a predicted model, not a curated record